Messenger RNA from Mercurialis annua (annual mercury), 1426 nucleotides. RefSeq names its product epimerase family protein SDR39U1 homolog, chloroplastic. The transcript has 13 exons. The record is from RefSeq and is a predicted model, not a curated record. Lineage: Eukaryota; Viridiplantae; Streptophyta; Magnoliopsida; Malpighiales; Euphorbiaceae. The coding region runs from base 127 to 1185 and encodes 352 amino acids.
UAGUUGUGGUUGAGGAUGGUGACACUAAUGUGGCUCCAAUUGAACACCAUGAUGAUAACAAGAACAACACUUUCCUUUCCAUUUUCAACAAACCCAAUCAUUGCUUACUGAUAAUUAAAGAAAAAAAUGGAGUUUGCAUGCAGAGCUAGUGCCACUGCUUUGACAUGGGCUUGCUCCAUUUCUCCAUCUUCCCUUCGAAUUCCUCAACCUUUUUCUAGUUAUGACACUAGAACACUUGGUGUUUUUUGUGCUUCUGACCAAAACCAAAAGGCAAAUCAAAUGACCGUAUCAGUAACAGGAGCUACCGGUUUUAUUGGUAGACGAUUGGUACAAAGACUGCAUUCAGAUAAUCAUAUUAUUCAUGUCUUGACACGUUCUAAGUCCAAAGCGCGGUUAAUAUUUCCGGGCAGGGAAUUUCCCAAAGUUGUAAUUGCAGAGGAGCCAGAGUGGAAAAAUUGCAUUCAGGGUUCAAAUGCUGUUGUAAAUUUAGCUGGUAUGCCCAUAAGUACGAGAUGGUCACCUGAGAUAAAGAAAGAAAUUAAGCAAAGCAGGAUUAGAGUCACCUCAAAGGUCGUGAAUCUGAUAAAUGAUGCGCCGGAAGGAGUUAGACCUAGCGUUCUUGUCAGUGCAACGGCUGUUGGAUACUAUGGUAAUAGUGAAACACAAGUAUUUGAUGAAAGCAGUCCUUCUGGAAAUGACUACUUAGCUGAGGUAUGUAGAGAAUGGGAAGGAACAGCUUUCAAAGUAAAUAAGGAUGUAAGGUUAGCACUUAUUCGCAUUGGUGUUGUUCUUGGUAAAGAUGGGGGUGCUUUAGCUAAAAUGAUACCAAUUUUCAUGAUGUUUGCCGGUGGACCAUUGGGCUCUGGACGACAAUGGUUUUCCUGGAUUCAUGUGGAUGACAUAGUGAACUUAAUCUAUGAAGCAUUAAAAAAUCCGUCAUAUAAAGGAGUUAUAAAUGGGACUGCACCGAAUCCUGUGCGAUUGGCGGAGAUGUGUGAGCAACUGGGAAACGUGCUUAGCCGACCUUCAUGGCUACCCGUACCCGACUUCGCCCUAAAAGCAGUACUGGGAGAAGGUGCUACUGUGGUUCUGAAUGGACAAAAGGUGGUUCCUAAAAAGGCCAAGGAAUUAGGGUUUCAGUUCAAGUAUCCCUAUGUAGGAGAUGCACUUAAAGCCAUUCUUUAAUGAGGAACUGCAUGAGUUGAGUUGAGUUGAGUUGAGGGAGGAUCAUUCUUCAUCCUACAAUUUGAGGCUCAGAAAGCUGCAUUUAUUUUUUAAUUUGACCUUAUCUUUUACCACACAUUACCUAAAUACUUACAUUUUUUGGCAAAUUUAUUUAAUUCAAACAUUUUAAAUUAUAAAAUACUAAUUUAAACAGUGAUGUAAACAUUCUUAUUAAUUUAAUUAUCAACAUUAUUUUUAUUCA